AUGCAGUUGACUUGCAAGACAGCAAGCGUGGUCACUGGUCACGUGAUUGGUGAGAGGUGUAAAAAACUAUAAAAUGAUUCUCUAUGAAUAAUCUUACUUUAAUAUUAAACUAUUGGAAAAUUACCUAAAUACCGAAAACAAAAAGGAAUGCAACUGCAUCGAUUUUACGUAGGCAUUGUAUUAGUGCCAUCUCUGGGUCUACUUCCGAUCCGACUGUAUUUCUCAGUGAGUAAAGGCGAUCAUGGCGUCGACGCUUCUCAUUGUACGGGGUGUUAUUCUUUGUCGCCGGCGCCGGUGUUCCGAUCGUCUCAUCUCAACUCUCCAUGACUCGACGCCUAGUGUCCUGCAAAGUUCAUCAGCUUGUUGUAGUAACAAAAUUCAAAUAUUUCCUUCUCUUCGUACUUCUCCUCGAAGAACUGGUACCCAGAAAAAGAGUAAGAACAACCCAGUUCGAGGUCUAACUGUUAGCUCACAAUUCAAUGCUCCUCUCAUUUCUCCACAUGAUCAAUGGGGUAACUGGACAACUCUCUUUGCGAUUGGCGCUUUUGGUCUCUGGUCGGAGCAGAAGACUAAGAUUGGGAGUGCAUUGAGUGGAGCAUUAGUGAGCACCUUGAUUGGACUUGCUGCAACCAAUUUAGGGGUUCUAUCAUCAUCAGCUCCUUCAUUUUCGAUCGUCAUGGAGUUUCUACUUCCAGCGGCUGUUCCACUCUUGUUGUACAGAGCUGAUAUGCGUCAUGUGAUUAAGUCAACAGGGGCACUUCUCUUGGCUUUCUUAUUGGGCUCAGUUGCCACGACAAUUGGUACUGUGGUAGCAUAUUUUUUGGUGCCAAUGCGUUCACUUGGUCAAGACAGUUGGAAGAUAGCAGCUGCACUCAUGGGAAGACAUAUUGGUGGAGCUGUAAAUUACGUUGCCAUAUCUGAUGCUCUUGGUGUUCAGCCAUCAGUUUUAGCAGCUGGACUAGCUGCAGACAAUGUUAUUUGCGCAGUAUAUUUCGCCACAUUGUUUGCUAUAGCUUCAAAAGUACCUCCCGAGGCUCCAACUUCAAGUGAUGAUGUUGCUAAGGACACAAAGUCUGCGGCUGGUGGAAACCUUCCUAUUCUACAAAUCGCUACAUCCCUUGCAGUGUCCUUGGCUAUUUGCAAGCUAGGCUCUUAUCUCACAAAAUAUCUUGGAAUUCAAGGAGGCAUCCUGCCUGCUGUAACAGCCAUUGCUGUGAUUCUAUCAACUGCAUUUCCGAAACCAUUUGCAUAUCUGGCACCAUCCGGCGAGGCAAUGGCUGUGGUUCUGAUGCAGUUAUUUUUCACAGUGGUCGGAGCAAGUGGGAACAUCUGGAGUGUCAUCUACACAGCGCCAAGUAUCUUCUUGUUCUCCCUUGUCCAGAUUGCCGUUCAUCUCGCGAUAAUCCUGGGAUUGGGCAAGCUACUUCGCUUUGACCUGAAGUUGUUGCUCAUAGCAUCAAAUGCCAACGUUGGAGGUCCCACAACUGCAUGCGGGAUGGCCACAGCAAAAGAGUGGACUUCUAUGAUCAUUCCUGGUAUUCUUGCUGGCAUUUUUGGUAUUGCCAUAGCAACUUUUCUUGGCAUUGGAUUUGGGUCAAUGGUACUAAAAUUCAUGUGAAAAAAUCUCGAAAGCUGUUAAACAGAUAUUGGCUUUAACAUAUGUAGACUCCAUUUCUUUGUACCCAAAAGAGCAACGUUCUGAUUUGGAAAGAAAAUGGAUUAAUUUCUCUUCAAGUUCAAAGUCAUUUGUUGACACUAAUUAUGCAAGUCAAAUGAAGAGCUUUGUUAUAGCAUAAUUUUAGGGGUUUUGUUUCUGCAAAAUUAGUUUUGGGUGUUUAGUUCCUUCAUUUAUUAGAGAGGAUGCAGUAGAUGGCUUUUAGAUUUAAGUACUGACGGUUUUUUUUUUUAUUGAAAGUGGAUUUGAACUUGUGACAUUCUCUUUGCCAGGUGAAGUGUAGCACCUUAUUUAUUAUUAUUUUUCUAAAAAAAUGAAAAGCUGAAAUCAGGUGUGAUUUUAUUUUGUUUAACAAGUACAAGAUAAAGGGGCAAAUAUUAUCUCUAAUCAAAUUUGUUUCAAGGAACAUGAUGAGUCACAACAUUCCUUAUAGUGCGUAAAAGACUAGUCAUAACUGAGCUGGUCUCGAUUGAAGAACACAAAAUCUCGAGUGAUUGAACUUUAUAUCUCAAUUGGCAUGAUUCAAAUUCUCAAGUGAAAGUUAAGGUCUCUACACCAGGAAGGAGUCACAUGAGUUUCUUCAUGAAAUUUCAGUGUUAGGCAUAAAGAGAAACAGUUAGAUAGUUAGAAUAUGCUCUCUGUUUUGUAACUGCUUCUAUAACAGAUUUCGGUUUGGUUUUGUAUAGCUGUCAUUUUCUGUUACAAUCUUUUCUGUAAUCUAUGACUAUAUAUACAAGUUCUCUUGGCUAUCAACAGUUAGUUGAGCCAUCACAUUUUUCAUCAUCA
This is a messenger RNA of Humulus lupulus (European hop), 2461 nucleotides long. RefSeq lists its product as uncharacterized. Lineage: Eukaryota; Viridiplantae; Streptophyta; Magnoliopsida; Rosales; Cannabaceae. The record is from RefSeq and is a predicted model, not a curated record. Bases 242 to 1618 code for a protein of 458 amino acids. The transcript has 6 exons.